CGAAAGGUCACACUUGGCAACUUAAGGUCGACGUGCGCCGCAGCCAAACGUGACCCCCAUGGCACCGAAGAAGUCAUCGCCGACAAAGAAGAAAGCGAAGGAGGUGAAGCAAAAACUUGGAGCAUCCGACACAGCCCAAGAUGCAGUUGGUGACGCUCCAGGCCCUGCAGCAGACAUUGACGACGCAGAUCUGUACCAUGAACCAAUAAAGAAGAUUGUGAUUCCCGACAACCAACUCCGCCUGAGUGAGCAAGAGCUCAAAGAAGAGUUUUCCAGAGUGCUGACAGCAAACGACCCGAACGUACCAAACAACAUCACCAAGUACAAUUAUAAGGAGCGCAUGUACAAGGUUGAUCCUCCAGGGCCAGGCGACAACUUGUACCUGCAUCUGUCGUCGGAAGGGAGCAUGAUCCACAAGGAAUCGGAAGACGCCAAAGUUCAGGCCGCGUACGACAUGAAAAAGGCCGAAGAAGAAAAGGAGGCGCGAGAUGCGGCCAUUAAGCAAGCCAAAGAAGAGGCAGAAGCGAAGGGCGAAAAGAUCGACGAGUCCAGCCUCCAGUUUGAAUCAGGCAAAAACCAGUUCAAUUACAGCGAGCGCGCAGCCCAGACGUACACGAACCCACUGCGCCAACGGUCCAUCGAAACCGAGCCCCCGCCAGUGGUCAACUACAUGGCCACGGUGACCCAGUGGGAUAUCUACGACACGUACAUGGAGUCGUACGAGCAACAUCAGCGCGAGCAAAUUCAGCUGCAAAAAGCGGCGCAAAAGAAAGAAAAGGAAGACAAGGACGUGGCGGACGUGGUCGUGGUGACUCCGUCGAAGAACAAGGACGACGACAUGGUGCACAGUGCAGCGAUGGGCAAGAUCCUCCGCGUGAUCGAGCGCAUGGUGAACCAGAACGCUGAGGACGAAAUCUUUCAGGACUUCAAGUACUGGGAAGACGCGUCCGACGCCUUUCGCGACGGCGAGGGGUCGCUCUUGCCGCUGUGGCGGUUUUCGUCCGAACGGGCCAAGAAGAAGCAAGUGACGGCGGUGUGUUGGAACCCGUGCUUUUCCGACUUGUUUGCGGUUGGGUACGGCUCGUACGACUUUUUGAAGCAAGGGUCGGGGCUCGUGUGCUGCUAUUCGCUCAAGAACACGUCUCACCCAGAGUUCAUCUUUGCGACCGAGAGCGGCGUCACGUGUCUGGACUUUCACCCGCAGCAACCGGCUUUGCUGGCAGUUGGGUGCUACGAUGGCACGGUGAUGGUGUACGACGUCCGCAACAAGAUCAACCGACCCAUCUACACGUCGACCAUCAAGACGGGCAAACAUACCGAUCCUGUGUGGCAAGUGAACUGGCAAGAGGAAGAUCUGGCGAAAGAGUUGAACUUUUUUUCGAUUUCGUCUGACGGGCGCGUAGCCAACUGGAUCAUGAGCAAGAACGAGCUCAAGAUGGAGCCUGUGAUGCAACUGAAGCUCGUCAACACUGCCAAGGACGACCCCGAAGAAACGUCCUUGUCUGGCCUCGCUGGCGGGUGCUGCUUUGACUUUAACCGGUUCAGUGAACACUUGUUCGUCGUGGGCACGGAAGAAGGCAAGAUCCACAAAUGCUCAAAGGCGUACUCGGGCCAGUACCUGGAAAACUACACGGGCCACCACAUGGCCGUCUAUGCCGUGCGAUGGAAUCCGUUCCACGAGCGGUGCUUUCUGAGCUGCAGCGCUGACUGGACCGUCAAGCUGUGGGACCACAGCAUCCCCGAGCCCAUCAUGUCGUUCGACCUGGGCAACUCGGUCGGUGACGUGGCAUGGGCGCCGUACUCGUCGACAGUGUUUGCCGCCGUCACGAGCGACGGAAAAGUCCACGUAUUCGAUCUCGCCGAAAACAAAAACGAGCCGCUGUGCGAGCAAAAGGUUGUGAAAAAAGCCAAGUUGACGCACAUUACGUUCAACACCAAGGACAGCAUCGUGCUGGUGGGCGACGACCGCGGUGGCGUCAACUCGCUCAAGCUGUCGCCCAACCUGCGCAAGGUGGAGCCCGUGGACGAAGCCGCCGACUCGACCAAAGGGAGCAAGGAACGACUCAAAGCCGAGUUCGACAAGGUCGACAAGCUGCUAAACACGAACGACAAUAAAGCAUAGUCAAACGAACAGGAAAUCAACACCCUCCAUCAUAUAUUAAUCCUUGCUUCAAACGGCCACGACUGUCCAUGCGUUGGUGGGACUAGUGAAAUCGUGGCUGAGCAGCCCAUUUCGAUCUCGAAUGGCUUGCAA
This is a messenger RNA of Aphanomyces astaci, 2254 nucleotides long. RefSeq lists its product as hypothetical. Gene Ontology annotation, molecular function: dynein heavy chain binding; dynein light chain binding. Gene Ontology annotation, cellular component: outer dynein arm. Gene Ontology annotation, biological process: cilium movement; outer dynein arm assembly. NCBI's taxonomy places the organism in Eukaryota, Oomycota, Saprolegniomycetes, Saprolegniales, Verrucalvaceae. The coding region runs from base 59 to 2122 and encodes 687 amino acids. The transcript has 4 exons. The record is from RefSeq and is a predicted model, not a curated record.